AUGGACUCCUGUAACAAUAAGAGGCAGAGGAUAUAUGAUCCAGUCUCCAAGGCUAAGUCAAGUGACGAUACAAUGUGUAAUGAGAACGCUGCUAGGGCUGAGAAUCAAUCUUCUGAUCAUUGCCCCAGUGAAUUUGACAACCCUGAGGAAAGAAAUACAGCACAUGAAGACUGUCAGCAAAUUUACAGGAAACAUACUUCUGAUAUUUCUACCCAGAGGUCCGCUGGCAAGUCUAUGAUUGCCUGCGCUUGUUCUGAUAUCUUUAAUUUUGAGACCUACAGGGAUGCCAAUCGGUUUGCAGUUGGUCAGAUCUGGGCCCUUUACGAUAAACUUGAUGUCAUGCCAAGAUUUUAUGCUCGAAUAAUGCAUUUUGAUGCUCACAACCACAAAAUACAUUUGACCUGGCUGGAGCAUGAGGCAACUAAUGAAGAAGAGGAGAAUUGGACUAAUAAAAAACUUCCCAUUGCUUGUGGAAGCUUCUGCUUACAGCCAACAGUAGAUACAUCACAAGACAGAUUCAUGUUUUCUCACAUUGUUGCAUGGACAAAGGGUAAGAAAGGAAACUCGUAUGACAUAUAUCCUAACAAGGGUGAGGUAUGGGCUCUUUACAAGGGAUGGAGCAAGCAAUGGAGCUCAGAUACAGAUAACCAUAGAUCCUGUGAGUAUGAGGUUGUGGAAGUCCUGUCUAACAUGUCAGCUGAUGACGGUGCCACAGUUAUCCCACUGGUCAAGAUUAAGGAUUUUGUCAGUUUAUUCGCAAGAGCUAAGGGCAUGUCCUCAUUUUUUAUACCAUCGAGUGAGCUACUUAGGUUUUCUCACAGCAUUUCCUUUUAUAGGACAAAUGGAAAUGAAAAAAAUGGUGUCCCAAGAGGCUUUCUAGAACUUGACACUGCAUGUCUCCCAGCUGACCUCGGUGCAGCAUUUUCUUCUGUCACUCUUGUGUCUUACAUGUUUCUCGGCAACAUGACAGGCUGUGUGUUUGCUGAUUUGACCACUGAGGGUGCAGAUAAUAAAAUGGAUUGUGGAGACGAGUUGAUUGCUCGAAAGGAUAAUUCCUUAGAACAAAAUGUUUGCCACUCAAUUUGUACAGAUGACAACGAUGAUAUUUCUUCUGAGCAAAAUCCAUCAGAGCAGAAAAAGGCCCAUGAUGCCAAUGAACUUGUUACAGAAGAUACAUCUACAAUGCCAAAUGCUGCAGGGUCAUGCGAUCUUCAGAUGUUAGGCAAGAGGAAGCAUGAUGAUUGUGCUGACAGUGGCCGCCGGAGGGACUCUUGUAUCAAUAAGAGGCAGGGUAAAGACACUGCUGAUAAAAUGUAUAAUGAUGAUGUUGCUGUCGCUAACACUCAAGCUGCCAAACAUGUUCCUGACACCAUGGACAGCCAAGGUGAAGGAAAUGCAACACAUGAAGAUUGUCAGCAAAAGUACAAGGAGGAAGCUACAGAUAUUGCUAAUCAGACGCAUGGCAAUCCUGGGAUUGCUUAUGAGUGCACUGGUAGCAUCCGCAGCAGGGACUCUCGUAACAAUGACAAGCAAAGGAAGGGCAAUUCACUUGCUGACACUAAUUCAACUGAUGAUAAUGUGUGUAGUGAUAAUGUUGCUGGUGGUAAGAAUCAAGCUGCUGAACCUGUUCACAGCACAUUAGACAGCCAUGAUGAGGGAAAUGUAACUCAAGAAGGCAGUCAGCAAAAGUACAAGAAGGAUGGAAUGGAUAUUGCCAAUCAUAAGCAUUGUAAUCCCGUGAUUACCGAUGAGUCUUCAGAUUUCUUUGAUUUCGGAACAUUAAGAGAAGUUAACAGGAUAGCAGUUAAUGAAAUCUGGGCAAUUUAUGAUGAUCAUGAUUCCAUGCCAAGAAAUUAUGCGCAGAUAAAUGAUGUCGAUGCUUCCAACAAUAUUGUUCAGUUGACUUGGCUGGAACACAACACAAUGAAUUUACAGGAGACUAGAUGGAAUCGUAAAGAAUUGCCUGUUGCAUGUGGAAACUUCUGCUUAGGAGAGACAUGUGUACUACAUGACCCAUCAAUGUACUUUUCUCAUAAAGUUUCAUGGGUAACAGGCAAAAAUAGGAAUUCAUUUGAAAUUCAUCCUAAAAAAGGUGAGAUAUGGGCUCUUUACAAAGAAUCAAGUUUGCUGCAGAGCAGAGACACUGAUAAUCAUCAAUCUGUUGACUAUGAUGUUGUGGAAGUUUCCGAUGACUCAAUGAGUGUCGGUAUUAUCGUUUUCCCCUUGGUCAGAAUUGAAGGCUUUGUGAGGCUAUUUGCGGAGUCCAAGGAUAAAUCCCAUAUUUUGAUACCAUCGAGUGAGCUACUUCGAUUUUCUCAUAGUAUACCUUGUUAUAGAACAAAUGGAAGUGAAAAGGUAGGGGUAGGAGGGUUACUGGAACUGGAUACCGCUGCUCUUCCUUGUGACUUGGCCACAAUGUUUCCUUCCGUCGCUCUGGAUUCUUUCAUCGAUCUCAACAAGGAAAAAGUCACUGAGUUUGUCGGUGUUACAUAUCCUGAUUCUGAAUUCUACAAUUUCGAUGAAGACCGCUCGUGUGAGAAAUUUGAGCGUGGGCAAAUUUGGGCUCUCUACAGCAGUACUGAUACAUUUCCCAACCUCUAUGGUUGGAUAAACAAAGUUGAGAAGGAACCAUUCAAUGUACAUUUGACCUGGCUCAAGGCUUGCUCUCAGGGGGUAGAUAAGCAUUGGUUGGAGCAGGACAUCCCUGUGAGCUGUGGUAAUUUUGUGACCCGGAAUUCAACAGCCGAGCAUUGUGAAACCUGUGCUUUCUCCCAUUUAGUGGUAAGCAGGUGCGAAAUUGGUACAAGGCAGCAGGUCAAUAUUUUUCCAAAGGUAGGUGAGGUCUGGGCCAUCUACAAGAACUGGGCACCAGACAGGGUUCCUUCCAGUAAAGAUCGUCCUGCCAACUAUGCCAUUGGCUGGAUCAAGAUGUGUACUGAAGCAACCACUCUGUUCACUUUCCUGACCAAAGUCAAUGGCCACCUGUCUGUGUUCAAGCAUGAUGUGCUGAAGCCACCACUGGAGAUACCAAGGGAAGAGAACCUGAGAUUUUCUCAUCGGAUACCAUCAUUCCGCCUGACAAAAGAUAAUGGUGGCAAGCUCUGUGGCUUCUAUGAGCUUGACCCUGCUGCUGUUCCUGACGUUCUUCUUUAG
Miscanthus lutarioriparius is the source of this 3153-nucleotide messenger RNA. NCBI's taxonomy places the organism in Eukaryota, Viridiplantae, Streptophyta, Magnoliopsida, Poales, Poaceae. The record is from the annotation of a GenBank genome assembly.